AUGGCUUCUUCAUCGACGCCUAUCACCCCGUUGCUCUACUCGUGCAUAGCGCACAACAACACCAUCCUCAGCGAAUGCACCACAUCGGCCGUAUCGCAAACCUCUUCCCUCGCCUCCGUCAUCCUCCCCAAAAUCGAGCACAAUACCCCCCAGAAGCUGACCUACACCCACGGCUCGCACCACAUCCACUACAUCGCCGAGGCGCCCUCCGAUCACCCAGACCACCCCUCCGCCGGCGGCCUCACCUUCCUCGUCAUCGCCGACGCCUCGCUGGGCCGCCGCAUCCCCUUUGGUUUCCUCUUUGAGAUCCGCCGCCGCUUCCUCGAGCAGUUCCCCGCCGAGACGACCGAUUACGCCGAGCUGCCCAACUACGGCGCCGCCAGCUACAAUGGCCAGCUCAAGAAGUUCAUGGUCGACUUCGGCACCACGAGCGGCGGCAAGGACGACGCAAUCUCCAACGUCCAGCGCGAGAUCGACGAUGUCCGGGGCAUCAUGACGCGCAAUAUCGAGGGCUUGCUCGAGAGGGGCGAGCGCAUCGACUUGCUCGUCGACAAGACGGACCGUCUCGGCGGCAGCGCGCGCGAGUUCCGCGUCCGCAGUCGCGGUCUCAAGAGAAAGAUGUGGUGGAAGAACGUCAAGCUGAUGGCGCUCCUCACGCUGGUCGUGGUGCUCAUCGUACUCGCCAUUGUGAUUGCGGUGAAGAACUAA
Colletotrichum costaricense is the source of this 708-nucleotide messenger RNA. Its product is annotated as synaptobrevin. Lineage: Eukaryota; Fungi; Ascomycota; Sordariomycetes; Glomerellales; Glomerellaceae. Bases 1 to 708 code for a protein of 235 amino acids. The transcript is spliced from 2 exons. Gene Ontology annotation, cellular component: membrane. The record is from RefSeq and is a predicted model, not a curated record. Gene Ontology annotation, biological process: vesicle-mediated transport.